Messenger RNA from Rattus norvegicus (Norway rat), 2440 nucleotides. The record is from RefSeq and is a predicted model, not a curated record. NCBI's taxonomy places the organism in Eukaryota, Metazoa, Chordata, Mammalia, Rodentia, Muridae.
GUCCAGCAACCAUGCAUUUAUUUGGCGCAGCGCUCCCAGCUCCCGCAGCUGGCUGGAGCCCGCGGUGACAUCACGAGCCCGGGCAGGCCACGUGACCCUCGGCCUCUCCUCCCCCGCCCCCUCGCGUCGCCGCGGUCCUCGAGCCCAGUGUCCCGCCGCAGCGGCCACUCGUAGCUCUCGGUGCAGUGCGGAGCCAAGGGUCGGGCGAGCGGUCGGAGCGUCGGGGCGCCAAGGAGAGGGGCUGGAGCAGCGGACCGUGUGAGCGGAGCCCGGGACGAAAAGAGAGAGACGGUCUCGCAAACUUGUGCGAGCGCCUGAGCUAUGAAGAUGGUCGCGCCCUGGACUCGGUUCUAUUCCCACAGCUGCUGCCUGUGCUGCCAUGUCCGCACCGGCACCAUCCUGUUGGGCAUCUGGUACCUGGUGAGCGCGGCCGGGCGUGGAGGGCGGCCCCCGGGGUCCCCACUCGCGCCGCUCACCCCGCACCGCUAAGUCGCUUAGUCUAGGUCGGCUUCGGUCUGGGGGCCGCCGGCGAUCAUCCGCCUAAAGUUGUAUUAUUAGAAAGUUAAUUCUCGGGGAGAGCUGGGCUGCAGUGGCGGGGCCGUGUGUGUGUGUGUGUGUGUUGGGGGUGGGGGGACGGGGCCCUGCGUUGUGCGGCCCGGUCAUUUUCACCCCCGUACGGCACCACGGCUGGUGAGCGUUCGCCCUCGCGAGUUCGGGUCCGAGCAGAAACGGUUGGGAAGCUCUUGCUCCUCUCGAGAGAGUUUUCCCGCAAAUGCCUGUUGAAAGCUUACACAGGGAAGGCACCCCAGUGUGCCUGCGUUCCAGUUGGCUUGGAGAAGCCAUCUUAACAACCACUCAGGUUUCUGCCCGAGGACAGAUCAUCAAUGCCGUGGUCCUGUUGAUCCUGCUGAGUGCCCUGGCCGAUCCCGAUCAGUAUCACUUUUCAGGCUCUGAACUAGGAGGGGAAUUUGAGUUCAUGGACGAUGCCAACAUGUGCAUUGCUAUCGCGAUCUCUCUCCUCAUGAUCCUGAUCUGUGCCAUGGCUACCUACGGUGCAUACAAGCAACACGCUGCCUGGAUCAUCCCGUUCUUCUGUUACCAGAUCUUUGAUUUCGCCCUGAAUACUUUGGUUGCAAUCACCGUGCUUGUCUACCCCAACUCCAUUCAGGAGUACAUAAGACAGCUGCCCCCCAGCUUUCCCUACAGAGAUGACAUAAUGUCAGUGAACCCUACCUGUUUGGUCCUUGUCAUCCUUCUCUUCAUAGGCAUUAUUUUGACAUUUAAGGGCUACUUGAUCAGCUGUGUUUGGAGCUGCUACAGGUACAUCAAUGGCAGGAACUCCUCUGAUGUUCUGGUUUACGUUACCAGCAACGAUACCACGGUGCUGUUGCCACCAUACGAUGAUGCCACUGCUGUGACCGGCACUGCCAAGGAGCCACCGCCACCUUACGUGUCUGCCUGAACGUGGUGUGGAGGAGCCCAGAGCGCCAGUCUGAGCCCACAGCUGCUUGAUUGACCCUGUGGUUUCACCUCUCCUCCGUGAUGAGCUCUUUGAGCCUGUUUGUUGUUAAAAUGCCAUGUUUUAAAAUUUAGAUGUUAAGUUGAAGCCUCUGUUGUCUGACGUACCCUGUACCCAAGCACCGAGUAGUAAGGCUGUAGGACUGUUUUGGUAGGAGGGGGCUGUGAUGAGUUCUCAGAGUCUUUCUCAAAACUAUGUACGGCGUUCCCUGGUCUGGUUUGUACCUGCCUGGCCCCAAAGCCAGGGGGCAGUCAUACUUUUCCUCUCCAUUCCUUCUGACUGUUUGAAAGUACAAAAUAAAAAUUAGAUCAUACUUAAACUAUUCCAGAAUCCCUAAUAAAAACAAUAUUAAUUGUUCUAAUUAUGUAGUUAGGAGCCCUUAUAUAUGUGAUAUAAGAAUUUCCCUACUAUCCCCAAGUUCAGUGAUAUUCUGAAUUUGCUGGUCAAGAAUUUUCUUUGGGCUAAAUAAGGACUGUGAGGUAAUAGGAACAGUGAGGGCAAGGGCUGCCCAGGAUGUCUGUUUUGAGCUAGGGCUGAUGUGUCUCCCUGUGUGAAAGGGGGACCAGCUUGCUUGGCUCAGAAAAACUCAGACUCACUUUUCCUCAGCGUCCUCCAGCAAAUACCUUGCUUUGUCAAGCAGAACCACCCGUGUACGUUUGGGAAAAGGUGUUCACACUCUUUCCUUGCAAGGUACACCCUACUUUGAAUUUCUAAGUAUGCCUAAUCAUUUAUUAAAGUGUCAAGCAGUCUUCAGAAAGAUAAGGAGGCUCGUUCCCAUGUGGAAUGCUCUAGAUUGUCUGAAUUGCAAACGAUGUUUGUGUCCAUGUCUCUGAAUGUGAACAACUCUCCUGCUUGUUCAUUGCUCAGUGUGCUGUACAUGAAGGCUUUGCAAUUAAAGUUUGUCUGCAUCCAAGAAAACAA